This is a messenger RNA of Folsomia candida, 3867 nucleotides long. RefSeq names its product integrin beta-PS (gene mys). The transcript is spliced from 23 exons. The coding region runs from base 572 to 2998 and encodes 808 amino acids. Gene Ontology annotation, biological process: integrin-mediated signaling pathway; cell adhesion mediated by integrin; cell-matrix adhesion. Gene Ontology annotation, cellular component: focal adhesion; integrin complex; cell surface. NCBI's taxonomy places the organism in Eukaryota, Metazoa, Arthropoda, Collembola, Entomobryomorpha, Isotomidae. The record is from RefSeq and is a predicted model, not a curated record. Gene Ontology annotation, molecular function: integrin binding.
UGCAGGAUAGAACGUCGUCCUAUGGUGGAAGUUGAUUCUGCUGGAUGCCCACGCAUACUCGUCAUCUCCAACCAACUCUCUAAACUGAAUGAACUCUCGGUCGUCUUCCUUCCCCAAAACAAAACUUGGCACGGUUAAAACUAACUCUCCGUAAAAUAAUUUACUGAUUAUUUGGAACAGUGGGUUUUAAAUACUGUAAUAAUUUUAUAACUGUUACAUUGUUUAAGUAAUAACAGAGCUAUACAUAUAUGUAUUCAUUCAGUGCGCAAACGACAAUUUUUUCGUAAGAUGUAUUGAACAAGGAGGUGAUCAACAACACAUUCACUUUAUAAACAAGUAAAUGUCCCUUUAACGAGUCAUUCUGAAUGUAACCAAUUGUGGCAGUGUAGUGUUAAGCAAGUUUGCGACUCUGCUGCGUUCAAUACCCACGCAGCUAAAAGCAGUAGUUAAAUAUACGGCCUGAAUUGUGUUACCGGCUGGGAUUUUAAAUUGUUUUUGUUGGGGAACGGGUGUGCCCACCCCACUCAAAUAUUUGGAUCUCUGUAGGCUAAGUGAAAAUUUUAGAAAAAUCAUGUUUCGACGACUCGGAAAUAGACAGGUCAUUGUAGUUUCCAUGCUACUCGUCGCAGGGGUCAUAGGCUCUGCUUUCGGUCAAACCAAUAGCUCGUCUUGUACAGCAAAGAAAUCUUGUGGGGAGUGCAUUCGGAGUCCGGAUUGUGUGUGGUGUUCUCAGCCUAGAUAUGAACGCUCUGCAAGGAAUCCUUAUCCUCGAUGCAACACUGCAACGAAGCACUUGGCCUAUCCAAGCGAAACUCGGUGUCGAGAUGACUUUUUGAUCAAUCCGAGCCAUGAAUUUGAACUCAGAAAAGACGAGGAAAUAACAAAAGGAAGCGAGCACCGUGAAGCUAUUCAAAUUAGACCUCAAAAUGUUUACUUGAAAUUAAGAGUUGGCCAAUCAUUUGAUUUGAAUAUGCAAUACGCACAGGCUGAGGACUAUCCGGUUGACUUGUAUUACUUAAUGGACUUGUCGAAAAGCAUGGAAGAUGACAAGGAAGAGCUUUCGAAUCUAGGAAAUCUGCUGUCAGAAACAAUGCAAAACCUUACCUCGAACUUUCGCCUGGGGUUUGGAUCCUUCGUCGACAAAGUGGUGAUGCCAUUCGUGUCUACUGUUGAAAAAAAGAUUUCAGAGCCUUGCAGCGGGUGCGUAGCGCCUUACGGUUUUGUCAGCCAUCUUCACCUCACUACCAACACAAGCAGAUUUUCUGGUGAGGUCAAAUCCGCACGGGUAUCUGGCAAUUUAGACGCUCCAGAGGGUGGUUUCGACGCUAUCAUGCAAGCAAUUGUAUGCGAUCAGAUAGGGUGGAGACAACAAGCGCGUCGGUUAAUUGUAUUUUCAACUGACGCAUCCUUCCAUUAUGCUGGAGAUGGUUUGCUCGGAGGAAUUGUGAAACCUAAUGAUGGUAAAUGUCAUUUGGACUCUCGUGGGGAAUACACAUACUCAACCAUACAAGACUACCCUUCCGUGGCACACAUUAACUCUAAAGUUAAAGAAAAGUCAAUAAAUAUGAUCUUUGCCGUCACAGCCGAGCAAAUUGAUAUCUAUGAAAGACUGAGUCAGCAAGUUGAGGGAUCAAGUUGUGGAGUUUUGGCUGCAGAUUCCAAGAACGUUGUGGAAUUAGUGAAAUCACAGUAUCAGAAAAUAACGUCUUCAGUGGAGCUGAAAGAUACAGCGUCUGCAUUCAUUAAGGUCUCAUAUUUUUCUAAUUGUGUGGACCCUCCCACGUGGGUUGAGACAAACAAAUGUAGCGGCCUUAGAGUCGGAGAUGUUGUAAACUUCAAAGUAAAAAUCGAAGUAACGGAAUGUCCUAAAGAUCCAAUAGAUUGGAGACAAAAGUUUACCAUUUACCGAGUUGGCCUUGAGGAAAGCUUAACUGUGGACUUGGAGAGUAUCUGCGAUUGUCCUUGUGAAACUCCCGGAAAUCCUGGCUAUGAAGAGUUUUCUCCAGAAUGUGGGGGAUUUGGAACUCUAACUUGUGGUGUUUGUGAGUGUGAUGAAAAGCACUUUGGGAGAAAGUGUGAGUGCGAUGUGGAAGGAGGUGGCGGAACCCGAGUGGAAGAUGACAGUGGCUGCAGAGCUGAUAACACAACGGAUAUUAUUUGCACUGGGCGUGGGACUUGCAAUUGUGGACAAUGCGAAUGCUUCCAACGUGAAAAUCCACUAGAGAAAAUUGAUGGCCAGUAUUGUGAGUGUGACAACUUCAACUGUCCAAGAGAGAGCGAAUUAAUCUGCUCUGGGCCUGGUCAUGGACGUUGUGAUUGUGGUAAAUGUAUUUGCAAUCCUGGCUGGUCUGGCGACGCAUGUCAGUGUUCCCUGCUGCAGGAUACUUGUGUGGAGCCUGGAGAUACGAUUCCUUGCAACGGUCACGGCAAUUGCGUUUGCGGAAAAUGUUCAUGCAAUACUACCGUAGCAAGAUACUAUGGACGUUGGUGUGAAAAAUGCCCAACAUGCCCUGGAAGGUGCGAAGAGCUGAAAGAUUGUGUUCAGUGUCGCGUGCAUGGUACUGGAGAGUUCAAUCAACCAGAAAUUUGCGAAAACGAGUGUGUAAAUUUCCCUGAGCCUGAGAAGGUGGAUGUGGCUAGUAGCGAUGAAGAAAGUGAAGAGAAAUAUUGUGCCUUCACAGAUCAUUCUGAUGGAUGUAGAUUUUAUUUUGUGUAUGGCUACGAUGUCCUUGGAAAACUUUAUAUUCGAGCUCAACGAACCAAAGAUUGUCCUCCGGAGCCUCCGAUUUUUUGGAUCAUAUCUGGAGUGGUUGGAGCUAUUGUGCUGGUUGGGUUACUUUUCAUCUUAUUAUGGAAACUCUUGACUCACAUUCAUGAUCGAGCAGAAUAUGCUCGGUUUGAAAAGGAAAGAAUGAGUGCAAAAUGGGAUGCUGGAGAAAAUCCUAUCUACAAACAAGCAACAUCGACUUUCAAAAAUCCGAUGUACUCGGGAAGAUAAUUUGAUUGAUUUACAGUUUUAAAUUGACGGUUUUUUAAUUAAGAAAUAGUCCUUGUUCCAGUCAUCUUUUGAACAAAAAAUUGAGAAAACCAGUUACCCAUAACCCUUCAUUUCCUUCAACCAUCCAAAUUUUUUCUCAAAGUUGCCAUAAUAUGGGUACUGUAUGUAUACCACUGUGUCUAAUCUAGUUGCUGUCCAUAUUUUAGUAGGUAAUUUUGCACACGAUAAUGAAAUCAUAACAAGUUGCUAGUAAGUAUAACGAUUGCCCUACAUUCAAUAUUGGUAAAAAAUGCUAAUGUGCCAUCCAUUUAGAAUUCAGAUGCCUUCCACACAAAUGUUCCAAGAAAAUCAGAACUAUGUAAUACGAGUACUUUCACAAUUGUAACACUUGAAACUAUAACGUCCGUCAUGAUACUAUGUAUUUAUUUAAUUAUUAACCGUCAGUAUUUUAAUGUUCGCAAAACUUUGUUUUGUGAAUAAACAGACUUAGAUUUUUAUAGGUAAUAAUUGACACUGCCAUUUGGAUAUCUUGUGUAACGGUUAGUUAGCUUAACAACGUCUGUAAAUUGAACGUGUGUAUUUAUUAAACUGAGAUUUUACCGAGAUUAUACACUGGAUGUACAUAUUAGCAAAAUUGUUUUAAAUGAGUAUUAAUAUUGUUAUUAAUUUUGACGUACAUACUUAUAUACUUACUUGUUGAAACCAAACAAUGUUCAUCCCCCCACGUUAUUUACGGUACAUACUUUGAGAAACUGUUCAAUAUGCAUAAUAUUGAUGUUCCCGAUGCUUAACUUAUUAAUAUGUAUAUGUCGUGCAAUUCUUGUACUAGUUUGUUUUUGAAAUAAAAAAUUAAACACAUGCUGAAAUAA